This is a messenger RNA of Wasmannia auropunctata (little fire ant), 1856 nucleotides long. RefSeq names its product fatty acyl-CoA reductase 1-like. Gene Ontology annotation, molecular function: alcohol-forming very long-chain fatty acyl-CoA reductase (NADP+) activity. Gene Ontology annotation, biological process: long-chain fatty-acyl-CoA metabolic process. NCBI's taxonomy places the organism in Eukaryota, Metazoa, Arthropoda, Insecta, Hymenoptera, Formicidae. Gene Ontology annotation, cellular component: peroxisome. The record is from RefSeq and is a predicted model, not a curated record. The transcript has 9 exons. Bases 148 to 1644 code for a protein of 498 amino acids.
AUUAAACGUUUAUUCGCAUUCUAUCUAUAUCGAAAUAACAAAGGUGAAUAAAUCAUCAAAAGUCAAUAAUCAAGUUUAAUACCUUUAAUACCUUUAUCUUUAGUUAGUUGUUUAUGUGUUAGCCUUGCUUUAAAAGUAAUAAACAAGAUGAAAACUGAUCUAACCAAAUCAAUUCCUGCAUUUUACGUUGGACAAAGUAUAUUUUUGACAGGUCCUACAGGAUUUUUGGGUAAAGUAUUUAUUGAAAAGAUAUUGCGAUCUUGUCCUGAUGUUCGUGAAAUAUUUUUGUUGAUGCGGCCGAAAAGAGGAUUAACUAUCAAUGAAAGGCUUCAUAAAAUAUUAAAUUUGCCGCUAUUUGAAAAAUUGCGUGAAGAGAGACCUUCGAAUUUCGAGAAAUUAAUUCCGGUUUCUGGCAAUGUUAGUGAAAAGGGAUUAGGUUUAUCUGCUGCGGAUAGACAAAUGCUGAUUGAAAGAGUAACUAUAAUAAUCCAUGCAGCAGCGAGUGUGAGAUUUAAUAACAGUUUAAAAUAUGCCAUAUUUGCCAAUGCCAGAUCAACAAGAGAUAUUUGUAUUUUAGCACAAAGUAUGAAGAAUUUAGUGGCAUUAGUGCAUAUUAGUACAGCAUUCACACACUUGAGUGAACCAUUAGUAGAAGAAAAAGUGUAUCCACCAGUAACUGAUUGGCGGAAGAUGAUCGAAAUGGUUGAAUUAUUGGAUGAAUAUACUUUAGACAUUUUUACGGCUAAAUGUUUAGAUUAUGCACCCAAUACAUAUAUUUUUUCAAAAAACCUAGCGGAAAAUAUAAUACAAGAUUAUUCUUCCUCCUUACCUUGCGCGAUUGUAAGACCUUCUAUUGUGAUGCCAUCGCUGGAAGAACCUGUCCCAGGAUGGAUAGAUAACGUUUACGGUCCAAUAGGACUUUUCAUUGGUGGUGGAAAAGGAAUAAUACGAGUAGCUUGUGUAAAUAAAAAUGUUAAUCAAAAUGCAGUACCAGUUGAUAUUGUCAUCAAAGCUAUAAUAAUCGUAUCUUGGAAGCUGGGAUUAACCACCUUAACAGAAGAUUCCACUACUUUUGUACUAAAUUGUGUAAAUCAGAAAGUUUUGACAUAUCAAGAUGGUAUAAAGAUGUUAUUCAGUAUUACAAAGAAGGAGGUGCCUUUGGAAGGAAUUAUCUGGACUCUCCAUACAAUAUUGACCGAUAAUUUUAUUUUGUUUUAUAUAUUAACAAUAUUAUUGCAUAUUAUGCCAGCUAUAUUAAUAGAUUUGGUUUUGAAACUCUCUGGACGUCGACCUAAGUUAGUACAAUUGCAGAGAAGACUAUAUGUGGCCAAUCGUGCUGUGAGUUAUUUUUCGUUCCAUGAAUGGAAAUACAGCAAUGCAAAUUCAUUGGCUCUGAUAUCCUCAAUACCACCUGACAACCUUGAUAUGUUUUCUAUCAACUAUUCCUAUGUUGAUCUUAGAGCGUAUUGCAAGAACAGUGCCAUUGGUGGCAAAACGUUUCUUCUUCACGAAGACAUGAAUCGAUUAGCUGCAGUUAGAGCACAUAGUGAAAGAGUGUACCUGUUUGUCAAAGUAUUGAAAACUAUCAUAUCUAUUGGAGUACUGUGGAUAAUAUAUAAAUGGAUCUAUUUUAAUAUAUUAUAAAAUUGCUGAUUCUUCUCCAUGUUUAUCAAACUAUAAUUUAUGAUGGUCAAACACAUGUAACACACAGACAGUUUUUUAAUUAAAAGAUCUUUCUCUUUAUAGACUUAAUGUAUUUUCAAACGGAGAUACUUUAGUUUCUGUUAGAUGUUAAAUAUUACGUAUAUUUAUGUAUAUACUAAAGAUAUCAAAUAAAAUGCAAUUUGCAUAGAAAA